This is a messenger RNA of Brassica napus (rape), 3006 nucleotides long. Its product is annotated as mitogen-activated protein kinase kinase kinase 20. Gene Ontology annotation, molecular function: protein kinase activity; ATP binding. Lineage: Eukaryota; Viridiplantae; Streptophyta; Magnoliopsida; Brassicales; Brassicaceae. The record is from RefSeq and is a predicted model, not a curated record. The transcript has a single exon. The coding region runs from base 1396 to 2490 and encodes 364 amino acids. Gene Ontology annotation, biological process: protein phosphorylation.
UCAAUUUUACAUAGUGAAUUUUCAUUUUCAAAAAUUAACUUAAAAUUUUUCAUUAUUAUUUUAAUAAAUAUAUAGAUAGUGUUUAGUUAAGUGUUUAUAAAAAAAACUCUAAACUGCAAAAGAAUAAUAUUCUCAAAAAAAAGUAUUAUAUAAGAAAUUAUAGUGAGUACUUUUUUUAGGAAAUUGAUGUAAAUAAUUUUUAGGAUAAUAAAUAUAAUAGUAUGUUAAGAAAAUAUAUAAUUAUUUUUUAGUUUUGAAAUAUUUCCUAAAUUAAUCAUUUGGUUAAUAUUAAUCAAUUAUGCUAUGCAUACAUAUAGGAAUUGCAUGAUAUUGUAAUUAUCUCACAAUAAAGGUAGAAUCCUAUGAAAAAUUCUGCUUAAAUAGUAUUAUAUGUUUCUAAAUCAUUUUACCUGCUGCGGGGUUUUGGUCUUUGGUUUCAAUCGCAAACAGAAAUAAGCAAUAUUUGGGGAUAGAUAUAAAUUAGACUGAUAUUAUGGAGAAAUCUAUACUAUUAAAAGGGAAGCACUCUUGAAAAAUCUACUUAUAAAAGGUUGUUAGACCUUUUCACUAGAUUAUUAAUAUUUUGAUCUUAUCUAAGAUUUAUACCAACAAUAUAUUACUAUAUAUUUAUUUAACAAUGAUUUAAUCAAUUAGUUAGGUGAUAUAACUAGAUUUCCUAAAUUUUCUAAGAUUUACGUUAAAUAAAAUAUUUUAAAUUUUUGUGACAUGAAUAAAUAACUAAACAGUUUCUAUAUUUCUUGAAUAAAAAAAUCAAAAAUCGAAAAUCGAAUCGAAACCGAACUAAAACUCUAAAAAGAACUGAAUCGAAACCGAACGCGUAGUUUUAAAUGUAUUAGUGAACUAACAAACAAUAAAUUUAUCAAUAAAAAAAUCUCGCGCUUUUAAGCGCGGAUCAAAAUCUUAGUUGGUAUUUAAUUUUCAAGGUAUAAAAUAAGAAUUUAACUUUGUAUGGUGCUAUAUAAUAUUUAGGAGGAUAAAUAGACCGUGUCAGCCAUUUUUUAUGAAAAAGUUAAAAAAAAAACUGUUAUGUAAUUCGAAAUUUGUAAGUAGUACAAACUUUAAUAAGUUGAUUUCCUUUUGUUUUUACUCCUAUAUCGGGGUUUCAAAUUUCCUUUUUUCAGUUAAUCGAAAUUUCCUUUUUUCAGUUAAUCGAAAUUUCCUUUUUUCAGUUAAUUGAAAUUUCCUUUUUUCUUGCAUACUAGUCACCGACUUAAGUCUAUAAAAGUCUGAUAAUCACUCCUCUCUUUCGCUACAAUUUCCUUUUUCGAUAUCUUCCACAAUCUUCUUUCUAUUUCACUCUUCAGUGUAAUUUUUUUUGUCCAGAGCGAUACAAUUUCGAAACCCUAAAAGCAAGUCCGUCUGCAAACUUAAACGAUGCAUUCAAACGAAGAAUUCAUCAAAUUUCUUGGGGAAGGUUCUUACGGCUACGUUCAUCUCGUUCGCUACACUAAUCCCGACGACGGCGGCUCUUCGUUUCUCACCGCCGUAAAGAACUCGUACGAGGAAGACUACGACAAUCUCAACCGAGAGCUUCAGAUUCUGCGUGAACUCAGAGGAUAUCCGAGGAUCAUCACAUGUUUCGGAGACUAUCUCGAAGAAGGCCUCAGCAAUUACGGAAACAGAGUUUACAAAUUGCUUCUCGAGUACGCUUCCGAAGGUAGUUUAAACGCUUUCUUGAACACUUACCCCGACAGAAAGCUUCCCGAACCGUUGAUCAAGGACUUCACGCGGAUGAUUCUCGAAGGUCUGGUCUCGAUCCACGGCCACGGUUAUGUCCACUGCGACAUGAAAUCAGACAAUCUUCUUGUGUUCCCUUCUUCGACAUCACGGUACGAGCUGAAGGUUUCUGAUUUUGGAAACUGUCUGGAAGUAGGACAAGUUGCUCAUUCCUGGGCGAGUGAUUUUCCGUGGGUUGGUACUCCGAAUUACAUGCCGCCGGAGUCGGUCCGUGACGGCGUCGCCAACAAAACCCUAGAUUUAUGGUCGGUGGGAUGUCUGGUUCUGGAGAUGUACACGGGCGUGGCUCCAUGGGAAGGUGUUAAAGUCAGUGAUAUAGCUGCUCGUCUCCGUUGUGGUGAAGCUCCAAAGAUCCUACAGAGUUUGCCUUCCCAUGCAAAGGAUUUUAUCGAAACGUGUUUCUCAAGGAAUCCUGAGGAGAGGGGAAGCGCGUAUGAGUUGUUGUUUCAUCCGUUUUUGCCUCCUCGUCCACAAGUUGAAGAGGGAGAGAAGAAAACAGAGGAGAAGAACCUAAACUCGUUUCUGCUGAGGUUGUUGAAGUUGAAAAUCAGACGAACAACUUCCAUGAAGAAAUCAACGAAGGACUCUGUUCUUGUUGCGGACAAGGAGUCUCUGAAGUUGAGGAUGAACCCACGUUUUAAGAGAACUCUAAACAAAGUCUUGAGUUUGAAGAAUCAUGCCUUUGAAGAAAUUCAUCGACUUCAGUUUAGUGUCGGUUCACUAAGAGUUUAGUCUGAUAGUUUCUGUUCAUUAAGGUUUAGUAGGACUCUCGUUUAUCUCUCUGUUCAUUAAGGUUUGGGAGGACUCUUGUUUAUAUGUUCAAAUUUUUUGAAGAAAUCGACUGACUUCAAUUUAGUGUCUGUUCAUUGAACGUUUAGCAUCUGUUUAGCAUGUAGAGAGUAGAUACUGUCCAUUAAUGUUUAGUAAGUAGACCCGGUUCAUUUAAGUUUAAUAACUCUUUAGUAUGUAGACUGUACUUUAUAUCCAUUAAUUUUAGUGUAUAUUUUCUGUUGAUUAAGUUUAGAAUAUUUCUUACUUAGCUCGUAGAGCAAAUUUACGUUUAUCCGAGGUCUCACUAUGAGACUAUAGCUGCUAAUAUAAUACUUCUUUUCAGUCUAUAUUUCCCACUAUACAGAGAUCUCUUCUCUGCAAACUCCAGUCUCGAUCUUUUUACUGUGGUCAGCAAUCGAAAAGAAACAUCUUUUAACACUGGGUAUCCUAAUAUACCUGAAAAGAAACCAUUGAUGA